Aricia agestis (brown argus) is the source of this 860-nucleotide messenger RNA. It is a transcript of the gene Arfrp1, whose product is annotated as ADP-ribosylation factor-related protein 1. Gene Ontology annotation, biological process: intracellular protein transport; protein localization to organelle; Golgi to plasma membrane protein transport. Gene Ontology annotation, molecular function: GTPase activity; GTP binding. The record is from RefSeq and is a predicted model, not a curated record. Lineage: Eukaryota; Metazoa; Arthropoda; Insecta; Lepidoptera; Lycaenidae. Gene Ontology annotation, cellular component: Golgi apparatus. The transcript has 5 exons. The coding region runs from base 88 to 699 and encodes 203 amino acids.
AACAAGCGAAAGCAAAAGGAAUUAUUUUUCUUAAAAUUUAUUAUCAAAGCUUUAUUAUAAUAAGAUAUUUUAUAAACAUGUUGAAAAAUGUAUACUCUAAUUCACGGUUUUUAUAAGUAUAUGGUACAAAAGGAUGAAUACUGUGUCCUUAUUCUUGGUCUCGACAAUGCAGGCAAAACGACAUAUUUGGAGGCUGCUAAAACGAGAUUUACCAAAAAAUAUAAAGCAAUGAAUCCAAACAGAAUAACCACAACCGUGGGACUAAAUAUAGGUAAAAUAGAUGUGGAUGGAGUGAGGCUGAAUUUCUGGGAUCUUGGCGGACAACAAGAGCUUCAGUCCCUUUGGGAUAAGUAUUAUGCUGAGUGUCAUGCAGUUAUUUACAUUGUUGAUUCAUCAGAUAGAGAAAGAAUUUCAGAAUCAAAGGAGACAUUUGAUAGAAUGAUAGCCUCGGAGCAUUUAUCUGGUGUUCCAUUAUUGGUGCUAGCCAACAAACAAGACAUUCCUGACUGUAUGGGCGUACAUACAGUUAAACCUAUUUUUAAUCAAAAUGCCCACCUCAUUGGAGCUAGAGACAUUAUGUUGAUGGCAAUAUCAGCAUUGACUGGAGAUGGAGUUGAUGAGGGUAUAAGGUGGCUAGUGGACUGCAUAAAAAGAAACAGCAUUGACAGACCAGCUAGAAACCAUGAGGAUAAUCUAUAGCGAAUAUUGCACAUGAUAUGAAUGCGCACCUCAUAUCAAUAUUAUGUCGCUUGUGGCCCACAAACAUUGAAUAUUAAUGAGUUUUCCAAAUGAGAUAAUAAUGUGACUCAAACUAUUGUUGUGUAUAGUAUUGACUAUUGAAAAUAAAACAUUAAAUCUAA